Vicia faba (fava bean) is the source of this 540-nucleotide messenger RNA. The record is from the annotation of a GenBank genome assembly. NCBI's taxonomy places the organism in Eukaryota, Viridiplantae, Streptophyta, Magnoliopsida, Fabales, Fabaceae.
AUGGAGAAGCUUGUUGCUGCGGGAAUUGGGAAUCGACCUGUUGUUUUUGUUACUCACAGCAUGGGGGGUUUGGUCGUGAAGCAGAUUCUUCAUACAGCAAAGGAGGAAAAACAUGAUAAUCUUGUGAAUAACACUAGAGGAAUAGUGUUUUAUAGCUGUCCACAUUUUGGCAGCAAACUUGCUGACAUGCCUUGGCGAAUGGGCUUUGUACUUCGUCCUGCUCCAUCGAUAGGAGAGCUAAGAAGUGGAUCUUCAAGAUUGGUCGAGCUUAAUGAUUAUAUUCGGCUACUUUAUAAGAAAAGCAUUCUUGAUGUUCUCAGUUUUUGUGAGACCAAGGUAACUCCAAUAGUGGAAGGUUAUGGCGGAUGGGCCUUUCGAAUGGAAAUUGUACCAAUUGAGUCAGCUUAUCCAGGAUUUGGGGAACUAGUUGUAUUGGAGUCGACAGAUCAUAUAAAUUCUUGCAAGCCAGUGAAUCGCCUAGACCCUUCUUAUACGGAGACAUUAAAGUUCUUACAAAAAUUAAAAGCAUGCUAUACCUAA